UCCAAAAUGAGCAGUUUUAACAAACUGAACACACAAAGACUGCCACCAUUUACAACGACAGCACAGAUGAGAAUGUCCAAACAAGACCUGGAAAGAGAUUCGGGCUUCUCAGAUGCCAGCUCGGAGUACCUCAGUGCAGUGGAGGUCACAGACUCGGAAGAUACUGGAAGGAAUGGGUCGAUAAUCGGGCAGGAACCAGCUGGUCAGCAGGUGGCCUUGGUAGGAGGUUCAUAUCCUGGACUGUCUCCAAUGAUCAUUAUGAACAACUUUGUCCUAAAACAGCCAUCACCAAUGGCUCCACCAGAGAAACAGUGGGGCUUUCCUUCAUCAAUGGAAGUGAUGCCCCAAUCUCAGAUGGUUCUUCUUCAGCCAUUGGUAUCGAAUGGCACAAACUGCUCUCCGAAAGCUCGCUCUGACGGCAUGCGACAAUCAAAAAGCUACAGUCCUAUCCUCAAGUCAUACCCCAGAAUUGCCCCUUACCCAGUGGAUUCACCCUCUAAGAGAGUGGAAACAUCUAGGCUGACUGCAAACGGAACGGUGGCAUAUGAGCAGCGACAGAGGAGACGCCAUGACCCCCAGAGGCCUGACAACUCCCACAGCCCACUGUCAGAUCUGCAGAUGCAAGCUCAAGCUGCCUGCAACUUUGAAGCAUCAAGCAACAAAUCUCACGCUGCUGAGAGUCAGGAGCAAGAUUCUGACAAAUUUCUGACCGCAGCAACAGAAACCAGCUCAUUAGCCAACUUCACAUAUGAGGAGCUGAGGAGCGUAUCUGAUGAUGGCAGCAUGCCUGCAGAGAAAUUUCAGGAUCCCAUCUCAAUGCACAGCAACAAACUGAAGCGUUUCAGCAAUACCUACAACAUCCUCAACAAGUCUGGCCUGCUAGGGAUUACGCUGCGCACAAAGCAACUGAUCAAAGAAAACAAGCGCACGCAGGGCCAGCUGCACCUGCUGCAGGAGCAAACGGCUCUGCUGCUCGAAGCACUGAGCAGCGGGGAUCAGCAGCUCUUGACUAAACUCCAGGCGUCUUUGCAGGACACAGAAAAGGAGCAGUUCGGGGUUAAAGCUCAGAGUGUCGUAGCGUAACUUGUUUGUGGACGUAACCAGCAGUUCUAAAUCUGAUUUCAGGAGGAUUAAUAAAGAGGUCAUCAGAUGCUGAAUGUGUCACAUUGUUAUGACAAACACAGCUCAGCUUUCACCAUUUUAUCAGGUGGCUGUAGGUGGACAGUGCCUUGCAGAAGUUCACACACCCCUUGAAACUUUAAUACAUUUUGUCACUUUAUAACAACAAACAGCAACUUGUUAUUGGAAUUUUAUCUUCUAGACCAGGAGUCUGCAGCCUGUGGCUCCGGAGCCUCGACUGGUUCUUCUACAUUGGUUCUAAACACUUUGACUAAAAAUGAUUAAGAAACGGCUGAUUUAAAAAUGGAUAUAACAACAAUAAAGUUUUUAGCUGUUUUCAUUCAAUGAUUUAAUUUAAUUUCCACAACAGGAUGAUACUAAAAGUACCAGUCAUUUUUAUUUUGAUGUAUUUUUCUUAUGUUGUGCAAAUAUCACAAUAUCUAGUAUACAAAAAUGUAGCCAUCACCUUUUUGAAAAAGAUUCGUGUUUUUCUUUAUAUCAAAACCUAAAAAUAGAUUAGGAAUAAAAUAGUUGCUCUUUAAAAAUUACAACAAAUUUCCUGUUGUAAAUAUUUAUCAAAAAAUAUAAUAUGUCGGGGUUUGUAUUUUAUUUUAUUUUUUUCAAAAGGUCAGUUAAUAUUUGUGCCCCUAGACCUUUUUAAUGAGCUGGAAUGGGAGCAAAAGAAAACUUACGUGUUAAUGUAAAACUAAAAGGUUUGAAUUCAUAUGCACACCACACAAAUCUCAGAAUUGUCUGUUGUUGCCAUCCACAGUUAUUUGCCACAUACGACAAAAUGUUAGAAAGUUGAGGGGAAAUUAUUACUUCUGCAGAGCACAGUGUAGAAACCAGGAAUCCUGAAACAUUUAGCACUGCUGGUUUGACAUGAAUCUGAAGCACAGCCUCUGUAAUCAACGGGAGUUUGGAAGCAUGCUUACGUUUCAAACCCUUGCCUUUAACAAAAUAUCUGCCUCUGAUGCGAAAUGGAUGAAAGUGGUACUUGCAGCGGGGCUUUCUGGCUGUCGGUGUCAAAUGCCUAAAAAACGCAUGCCUUAUAGCAGAUUAGCCAGACGGAUGUCUGAUGUCUGUCAUACAUCUCUAACAGGUCAACAUGCUUUUUUAUUUUUACUAUAAACUUCAAAUUCUUGUUAAAUGCAUGAGCAAAUGCCUUAUGUAUUAAAGUGUGAAUAGUCAUAGCAGUUGAAUUACACUGGGAGAAAAGAGCUGGGUGAACUGGGUCACUACAAGCUAAAAAGACAGCAUAUCAAGUGCUGAAACCAGCUAACUGAUUGGUUUUUGAUAAAUGUGUGCAUUUUCUAAACAAAGUGCGUGGCUUCACUUCAGAACGAGGACAGGCAAACAGAUUGUGACUUAUCUAAAUCAGAUUGCAGCUUUUCACCUCUUCACCCUGUCUGAAACAAUCUGCAGAGUAUUGUAUUGCAUCGGUGGAUGCAGUAACAGACAGAGGUCACUAAUGUUUUUCGUCAAGGUUUCUGCGUCAGGGAUGUUUUCUUUUUUUUUUUUUUUUUUUUUUUUGUCCCUGAUAUAACAGCAAGUCGGUAAAAUGCCUCAGUAACUUUAAUUGCAGGAAAAUGACAUGUAACAUGUAAUCAGUAUUACAUGGGCUAUGUUAAUAUUGAUUGUGUCCUGCUCAACUUGCUCAGAAAUAACUUGAGGUACACAGCUGUAUCUGUUUUACUUGACAACAGAUACGUUGUCCAAAAUAUAGCUUAAGUAGGAAAGCCUCAAAUGGAGUCGAUAUGACUCCAAUUAGUCAUGCGAUGACUAAAAUUUGAAUAACUUUUAUAUAUUGUUUUUCAAGCUGUGCACUUUAAAUAGACUGUGAUUAAAAAUAAAAAAAGGUACAUAAAAACCACAUUUGAGUGGCAGACUUAAGAUCUGACAAUUAAGGUUAUAAAGCGGUGGAAAAUUCUCAGAAACUUCAUGUGAGUUUAAGCGAUAACCUAAUUUAAAAACUUGACAGUUUUCUGUCACAUCAUAUCCAAAUACUAGCAUAAACAUUUGGUUUUACCAUUAACGGAUAACAGAUCCAAUAAAUUUUGCAGUUGCAAAGCUUUACAUUUUCAAGCAAUAUGUCUCAUCAGGUUUUAAUUGCUUUCAUGGAACAAUUAUUUUGUUAAACAUCAAACAGAUUUUUAAAAGCAUACCCCUGCCUUUAAACAAGGUGAAAUGACACCAUACUCCAAAAGUAAUAAAUAUUGUUAUCGAGCAUGGUUUCCUUUUAGUAAUUGAAAGCAUGGACAGUAAAAAUCUCCUUGCUCAGAUUUUUCAGGUUGCAUUUAGUCGCAAUCUGUCCUCUACCUGGGCCGCAUCAAAAUCUUCAGUGACAUACGUCAGCCGUCCAGGUUGUAGAAAUCAUCUGUGCAUGUGAUGGAGGAAUGCAAAAUGCAUGUAGGGGAUGUGGUCGUUUUACCCUUUAAUACGCAGAGUAUGUGACUGGAAUAGCUUUGAUAUGUGUAAAUCUACUUGUAUGAAAUCUGGGGUUUUUUUUGUGAUUUUCCAAGCUACUUCUGGAAUCCAUGAGCAGCACCAACUUUAAAUAUUUAAAAUUGCUUGUUUCUUUUCAUUUACUUUAAAGGCAUAACAAUAGUUUUAUCUUUUAUCUUUAAAUAUUGGAGGUUGAGUUUAGUGAGGGAUUCUGAUGAUGAUUGGUUACCAAGACAGUUUCCCUCAGCAGCUCAUUGAAAACCAAAAUUAAAGUUUCUUCUUGGAAACCUUUGUAAGUUUUAAAAUGGUGAUGCUGAUCACCUUUGUUACAAAAACUAUUCAGUCACUAAUAAUUUUAAUUAGUGACUGAAUUUAUUUUUCUGACACUAAAAUGGUUCAUCGAGUUUCAUCUUUAUUAUGCAUUUGAUAAUUUCAUCGGAUUAUUUCUGCCACUGUUUUGGUUCUUUUCCCAUUAUGGUUUAUUUACCAAGAAAACAUCAGUGGAUGGUAGUAAAAUAUAUAUAUAUAUAUAUUUUUUUUGUUCCUCACGUUUUAGACAUAUUUACUGUUGGUAUUAUUUAUUCCUCAUAACUGUGACCAAAAAUUUAAGGAAGAGGUAUGAAUAAUCUUAAGAAGUGACAUGGAGAUGUUUGCCAGUUUCAUGGUGAAAUUUACUCCAUCUUCUUUUUUUUCUUUUUUUUAAAAGAACUCUGUUGAUACUGAACAGAAAUGUAGCAAUGAAAGUGCUGUAGCCAUAUGAUUGUUUAGAUUUGAGAUCUUUUGUUGCCAUCACUAUUCUUUCUGUAAAUGUUUGCUUUUUAAAUCUCGAUAAAAGGCUUUCUGGCAAAAAACAUGACAACUUUAGACUUGCACUUUGGUCCCAGAUUUAUUCAUUUGAGCAUUGUGUAUCGAAGAAAUAAUGUGAAUCUAAAUAUUUAUCUUAAUGCCUGUGCCUUUUUAAGUCUAUUCAUGUUUGUGCUUCAUAUUUCUGUGCUUAGAUUUUCAGCUUAGUUUUGUAAAUCUUUUUAUCACGUGGAGGGAAGUUGAAUGUACUCAAAGAACUCCAGAUUUUUUUUUUUUGGAUGAUCUACUGAGAUGUUACUUUCUGAGUUGCUUUAUAUUGUGAAAACCUUCAUAUUUAAAAUUUAUAGUCUUUUAAAACCUCUGUUGUAAUUCUGUUUAAAUCUUUAAUUAAUCAUUGGUUUUUGGCAAGAUAUUGAUCAUAUUUAAAGUUAAGAGGAUGGGGUUUUCUUUUUUUACUCUGCUGUUGCUUGGUUUUGUGACUUGUGCAUUCUGUUUUGUCUUUGUCAAGUGUUAAACUGUUUGAGAUAA
Messenger RNA from Poecilia reticulata (guppy), 4896 nucleotides. The record is from RefSeq and is a predicted model, not a curated record. NCBI's taxonomy places the organism in Eukaryota, Metazoa, Chordata, Actinopteri, Cyprinodontiformes, Poeciliidae.